AUGAUGACAAGCAAUCCUGGUGAGGCCGACAUUUUCAUCCGAAACGAGAAUGAUGAUGAACCGGAACAGAAGAAAAGGAAACAUGAAAUAUCGGAAGUAGAAGAGGAAAGGGGAUUGGAUUUGCUUGAACGUUCAACAAAUAUUGUUUCUGAAGAGAAUGAUUCAUCUUCAUCGGCAGCUACAACUGGAUUGCAAUUCAGCACUGUUACCGAACAAGACUCGAGUACCACUGCCAUGGAUGUAUCAUCUUCCGAAACGGCCGUGCAGAUGAUUAAUGUAUUAAAGUAUAAUUUUGGAGAUGGAAGAAUUCAGGCACGAAUGGUAUUGAGGACUGGGAAAGGUGAAUUUGGCUUCACAAAUGAGAGUCGGAAAAUUCCAAUUUAUACCAAGGGAGUGAGAUGGUCUCCUGAUGGACUUUGUUUAUUGACGAAUAGUAAUGACAAUAGAAUUCGAUUAUUUGAGCUACCACAACAGUUCAUUUCAAAAAUUAAUAUGAACGUAACAAGUGAAAAUAUUGAUACUACUCAGAACACGUCGUUGAGCGAAUCCUCAUUAAAUAUUCAAGAAGAUAGCUCUUCGACCACUGUUGUAAACGAAUCUUGGAGGCCAUGCUUAACUGUGAGAGAAGGAGGAUGCAUCAAUGAUUUCUGUUGGCAUCCAUGUAUGAAUUCUUCCACGGGAAUUAAUUGCAAUUUUUUAACAGCAAGCACCAAGCAGCCUGUUCAUAUGUGGGAUGCGUUCAAUGGAUCUCUUCUAAACAGUUUUCUAGUGAAGGACCACAUGGGCGAAGUUGAUAACAUUAUUUCUGUUUCAUAUAAUGGAAUUUUGUCGCUAGGUAGCAAAAUCUAUUGUGGUCUCAACCAGAGAAUUUGCGUAUUUGAUGCUCAGGCUGGAAGUUCCUCAAUCUAUACUGAAAUUUAUGCCGUCGAAAAGAAUAUUAUUCGAGGAAAAUCAAAGAAGCGUGCCAAACGUUUUGGUCAGACCGGUAUCAUCUCUUGUUUUGCAUUCAGUCCUGUAAUGGAAUCCAUGUAUGCAGCAGGAUGUUAUAACAACACUAUUGGAAUUUAUGAUCAAGACGAUAAUGUCGUUCAGCAUAUUAUUCAAUGCGAAUAUGGAUCUGGUGUGAAUCAUCUUCAAUUUUCAUCUAACGGCAAUUAUUUGUUCCAAUCUUCGAGAAAAGAUCACAGAAUUGUUUGUUGGGACUUGAGAAACUUAUUUGAGCCAGUCAAAUACUUUGAAUUUUCGAGAAAUGCGAAUACCAACCAGAAAAUCAAUUUUGAUCUCGAUGCUUUGACCCAAUUUGCAAUUGCUGGAACAUGUGACGGUAAAAUUAAGAUAUUCGAUCUGGAGUCACAAGGAAAGGAAAUUGCUGAAUUGGAGAGUGACACUCUUUCAAAAACCAUGAUGAACGGUAUUAACUUUCAUCCAUAUUUACCGUAUAUAGCAUGUUGUACUGGAGAGAGAACCUACCCUACAAAGUAUUCUUCCUAUGAUAGUGACAGUAGUAGUUGUGAUGACGAUGAAGAAAUUGGAAAGAGUCAAACAUCUUCGUUAACCUCUCAAGACGCUAAGACAGUUGCUCUAGAAGAAAACUAUGUUGCUUUGUGGGAAGUGUCUCCACACUCCUAUGUUAUCUGUACGUCAACAGUCGUUGAGUGA
Molecule: messenger RNA, 1659 nt
Organism: Naegleria fowleri
Lineage: Eukaryota; Heterolobosea; Eutetramitea; Acrasida; Naegleriidae
Exons: 3
Coding region: 1-1659 (552 amino acids)
Molecular function (GO): protein binding
Source: RefSeq, a predicted model, not a curated record